UUCAACUUGUGCUGCUCCAGUUUGUUGCGAGAACUCCUCUCUGCUGUGGAAACGAAGGACGCGCAGUUCUGGAUUUUGGUUUGAUUGGCAGAAAGAAGGAUGGAGUUUCUGACAGGGAACCCGUUUACUACACCGGUUGGCCAGCGAAUAGAAUAUGCAACCAGCUCCAGUCUGCAGUCGGAGGACUGGGCCCUCAACAUGGAGAUCUGUGACAUCAUCAACGAGACAGAGGAGGGGCCUAGAGAUGCAUACAAAGCAAUAAAGAAGAGGAUUGUGGGAAACAAGAACUUCAGAGAGGUCAUGCUGGCAUUGACUGUACUGGAAGCGUGUGUGAAGAACUGUGGCCACAGGUUCCAUGUGUUAGUCUCAACCAGGGAGUUUGUUGAGGGGGUUCUGGUCAGGGCCAUCUUACCUAAGAACAAUCCCCCUCUGGUCCUGCAUGACAGAGUGCUCAGCCUUAUACAGGCGUGGGCAGACGCAUUCCGCAGCUCACCAGCUCUGACGGGCGUGGUUUUUGUGUACGAGGACCUGAGGCGGAAAGGACUGGAGUUCCCCAUGACUGAACUGGAUGGAUACUCCCCCAUUCACACUCCAAAUAGGACUAUGCCUGAUAACGGGCCUACUGUCACUGUAUCUGCUACACCCUCAUCUCCCAGGCAUGUACCCAUAUCACCCCAGCUUCCUGCAUACCAACAGAGCGAGCAGGGACCCCUCACCUUCACACCUUAUCAGGUUAAAAAGUUGAAGACAGACCUGGGAGUGGUUCGAGGUAACCUGACAGUGAUGUCAGAUAUGAUGUCUCAACUGGAUCCAGCAACAGCCAAGCAUUCAGACACAGAGCUGCUUCAGGAGUUGUAUGCAGCAUGUAAGGACAUGCAGGAUAAGAUAAUGGAGCUGGUCCCAAGACUCAGUGAGGAGAAGCUGACCGAGGAGCUGCUGGUUGCCAAUGAUGAAAUCAAUGCCACCUUCACUCGCUACCAGAGGUUUCAGAGACAAAGAGCUACACAGCAGAGCCCGACCUACGUCAACCUUAUUGACCUCAGUGCUGCAAUCAAGCCUGUUGCUACAGCUCCCACCCACUGCCAUCUCAGCCGAUCAACAGUUGACACUGUGUCUAGUCAGAUGACAGGACUCAGUAUGAGGGAAUUUGAUGAAUUUGCACAGAACAGGAGCAUCUCACAGACACAACAGAGACCGAGUGAGCGGAAUGAAGGCGCUGCCGACAGUCUGGCUCAAGCUCAGAACACCAGAUUACAGAACACUGGAACGGAUGACAGCCCAGACCCCACCCACCUCAACUCCUCACCACAGUUUGAUUGGAUGAUGGAAAAGGGAAUGAUCCCUGUGAGUCAGACGUCUGUGAUGGAUGACCUUGAGAAGUGGCUGGAUGUGGAUGAGGAGGACGACAUGGCUGAUUCAGAGGGUGUGACAAGUGAGGAAUUUGACAAGUUUCUGGCAGAAAGAGCGAGAGCAGCAGAGCGACUCCCAUCCCUGAAAGCUUCUUCUCGUGACAACAACCACUGAGUCAUAGGUCAAGCCGCAACCUGCCACAUAACCAAUGCCAUUUUCCCAAAUAGUGUGAGAGAACUGAAUGUAUGAUUGGCACAUACAGUGAGCAAAUGACUGGUGGGAACAAGAACUCCUGAAAAUCGGGGUGUGCUACUGACACUCAGGUACACUACAGUACUACUUUAUGUUCAACUCUCCUGGGUUAAGGUCUAUCUAAUAUGUUUAAUGUAUAUUUUUUAUGUUAAGGCUAAAUUAACAUGGACCAAGUGUUUUUAACUUACUCUAAAAGAGUGCUUUAUGAUAAGAACUUAAAUCGUCCCAUGCCACUGUAUAUGGAUAUCCA
Coregonus clupeaformis (lake whitefish) is the source of this 1852-nucleotide messenger RNA. Its product is annotated as target of Myb protein 1. The transcript has 16 exons. NCBI's taxonomy places the organism in Eukaryota, Metazoa, Chordata, Actinopteri, Salmoniformes, Salmonidae. The record is from RefSeq and is a predicted model, not a curated record. Gene Ontology annotation, cellular component: membrane; endosome. Gene Ontology annotation, biological process: signal transduction. Bases 100 to 1524 code for a protein of 474 amino acids. Gene Ontology annotation, molecular function: phosphatidylinositol binding; ubiquitin binding; clathrin binding.